AUUUUGAUUUAUUGUUUACUCCAGAACCACCAUCAGAAACUGCAACAAGAACUCUUACAAUUGUUACCAAAGCCAUUCAGAAUCUUGCCAAUUUAAUUGAAUUUGGUGCUAAGGAACCAUAUAUGGAAGCAUUGAAUCCAUUUAUUGUUCUCAAUAAAGGACGCAUGAUACGCUUUCUAGAUGAACUAUCGAACAUGACAGAAUGGCCUGAAAUUGGACCACCCACCUCAUCGGAUUUGAGCAGAGACCUAGCUGCAUUACAUCAGAUAUGUUUUGCUCAUAUAAAAGAUAUUCACCGAUUAAGUACCUCCAAGCCACAUUUGAAGAAACUUCUUGCAGUGACAAAGACAUUGACACAGCGACAGAAACAGUAUAUUGGAGACACAAGUUGAAGGUUGAUAGAUUGAUUCCUAUAGUGAUGUCAGAUUGCCAGUGUCUAGUUAGACAUUGCUCUAAACUCUUAUUAUCCAUAUAUAUAUAUAUAAAAUUGAAACUUCUUUUUAUUAAGAAGAAACUGCUUAAUGAUCGUAACAGCACUAAAUAAAAUGCACCA
Messenger RNA from Saccoglossus kowalevskii, 553 nucleotides. RefSeq names its product ras GTPase-activating protein 1-like. Gene Ontology annotation, molecular function: protein binding. Gene Ontology annotation, biological process: regulation of GTPase activity. The record is from RefSeq and is a predicted model, not a curated record. Lineage: Eukaryota; Metazoa; Hemichordata; Enteropneusta; Harrimaniidae.